Molecule: messenger RNA, 1935 nt
Organism: Aspergillus chevalieri
Lineage: Eukaryota; Fungi; Ascomycota; Eurotiomycetes; Eurotiales; Aspergillaceae
Exons: 1
Coding region: 1-1935 (644 amino acids)
Source: RefSeq, a predicted model, not a curated record
AUGAAGACAGAUAACGGGUAUACAUUAGGCGAAGGCAUUUUACAAUGCAUUCUGAGCUAUUGCUCGGACGAUGUGGUGGCUGAAUCCGGAAACGAUGUUUAUAAAAUCUGCGACGGGGUAAAGGGCGCUGUCUCUAAGACACAUGCUUCUAUUAUUGCUACGCUGGUGCCAGGGGUGACGUCUAGUGCGGUGUCUGGUGAUACGACGACACCGACAAUAUCGGCCUCGGGGACGACGGCUUCGGGGUUCGAGACGUCUGUGACUUCACCUGUUCUUACGACGUUCCAGAGUCCGGUGUCGACGACUGGGUUGGAGGGGGUUGCUUCUGCUACGAGUGGUGCUACGGAGUCGCAGUCUCAGUCUCCAAGUACCACACCAGAGGCCAACGGAGAUGAAGAUCAAGAUUCCAAUUCGCUCAGCGCGGGGGGAGUGGUGGGUGUGUCACUUGCCUCAGGGCUAUCGGGAUCUUUCCUCAUCGGAAUCGCUAUAUUCUUCUGGUGGCGGAAAAUGCGACGCAAGCGCAAAGAAGCAGACGAUGCGCAUUACUUCGAAAUUGGGGGGAGAAUGACAGAACCUCCAGAUUUCGACACUCCACGUCCUCGACUGCCGACUCCCGGCCCUAACAGCUACCGUCCGCGACCUCCGCCAAAGUCCCCGGAUCAGAUCCCGACUACGGAGACUUCGAGGUUGAUGUCGCCGUUUUUGCCGGGGCCAAGACCUGCAAAUUCGAAUUCGAAUCCGGCCGUUGUUGUGACGGAUGUGGACGAUGAUUAUCAUCAUGAUGGGGGAGGUGGGCUUGGUGAGGACCCAGACCGGACUGCACAUGCGUUCCCUCCAUUUGUGUUUGAUGAAGUAGACACGCCGCGGAAUGUUCCUGCGACUCAACGAACACGAUCUGAUCAGUUGUUACCGGAGAAACCUGAGCUGUUGCCCGAGCCCUUGAAUUGGGAUCGUCCAAGACCCUCGAGAGCGAACAGCGAUGCGAUUACCAUGUUCGAAGAAGAUGUGCCACGGCCCAAGGAUCAUCCGUUCAAUGGGUACCCUAACUUUUCUGGCCCGCUGGGGCCCAGGCCAAUGAAUAGUAAACGGCCAAUCGCUGGAUUACCAGCCAACCCCCGAGCCAUGAUGUAUGGCUUCGGAUCGCAGGAUCACCUACCACCCAAACGGACUCAAGAUAGUCUGUUGAAGCCGACUUACCUCCAGCCUGAAGCCAGACCAUCUUCUUUCAUAGCAGCAACACCAGGGCGUUGCUCACAGUCAUCGAUGUCGGAUGACGACUACGAUGAUUACUAUUCCAACUGGCAAGACUACGAUACCAACCAACCCCGACCGCCAGCCCGCAUUGCAAACCGUCGUUCAUACCCCAGCCCAUCAACCGAAAGCUGGAGCAACACCGGCUUCGACUUUCGCAGUCUUGAAUCACCCCGAAUAUUCCGCCACUCAGGUAUCUUCAAACCACUCACCCCCGUACGCGAAGAAAGCAGAACCCCAGCACGCAGCCUCUCCAACCCUAGUCCGCAGGACCGGAUAGGGUACUCCACGGGGAGUCCGCAACAGCGCUUCUACCAUCCUUCUCCCCAAACCCCCAAUCUCGACCCAACAUGUGAAGUCGUCUCCAGACCACGCAUCGUCCGCCAGCAUGAUAUCAAGCGCGUUGAAAUCCGCCGCGGCAAGUCCCGUGAGGUCAACACUCCCGUUAUGAGUUCUCCUUAUUCGCCCGACGAUUAUUGGAAUGAACCUAGUCGGAAUUCCCUAACGCAAGUCACUACUGCGGGUAGUAGUGCUAUGACUACUCCAACGUCAUUGUCGGUUGGUACUUCCAUGCCUCCCGUUGAAAAGACGAUCACUCGUAAACCCGCCAAGAGGCAGUCGCUGUUGGAGCGUAAUUUGACGCCGUCGAGGGAGGGUGCGGAUUUGAUAUUACGGGUGGAAUAA